This is a messenger RNA of Aspergillus welwitschiae, 582 nucleotides long. RefSeq lists its product as uncharacterized. NCBI's taxonomy places the organism in Eukaryota, Fungi, Ascomycota, Eurotiomycetes, Eurotiales, Aspergillaceae. The coding region runs from base 359 to 535 and encodes 58 amino acids. The record is from RefSeq and is a predicted model, not a curated record. The transcript has a single exon.
GAAACCAACCGUUAUAGAGGCCUUUAAACGGCCGCGUUUCCGUAUUGUAAGUCUCACGUGCUUUGUCAUACUACUGCGCCCCCGAAGCAUUCAUUAGUCACUUCCUGGGCCUGAUGUUUGACUCACGCUCAAGUUCAGUGACCUCUAUUUCUGCUCCAAUAGACCAACAUGGCCUCGAAAGAUGGACUUUCAGAUGCCUAGAACCUAUUAUGCAUUGCACGUAGUUGCUGGAACCAAGCCCUCAGGCCACCCAGCCACCUUGGUGCCUUGGUGUCUAUCCCUUUCACCUUCGAAGCAUUAGCUUAUAGUGGAAGUCACGAAUAUGUAAUCAGGUGAAUAGUCCUGUGCUUCUAUUACCAUGAGACGGUCCAAAGAUCGUUGUAUACGGUUGUUUAGCUUAAAAAGGAACUAUACCAUAAUGGCUUGCGAAGUUACAUCACUCAUAGUAGCUACAGAUCAAACAAAGACGGGUGUAUACUCUAGGUGUACUCUACCUGCCUUUCAAGAUGUGAAAGGGGGAAGUGGAAGCAUAUAAAGAAAGUUCGAGCAAGCGGUUACUGUCACGGUAUCAAGAUAUAGGGC